Molecule: messenger RNA, 4516 nt
Organism: Acipenser ruthenus (sterlet)
Lineage: Eukaryota; Metazoa; Chordata; Actinopteri; Acipenseriformes; Acipenseridae
Exons: 5
Coding region: 2025-2972 (315 amino acids)
Source: RefSeq, a predicted model, not a curated record
CUCUCCCCAGUCUUCUGUCAGUAUUAGUUGUUUUAUCUUUAUCUUUCCUGUCUCCUCUCCUCCCCGUUUCCCCUCUCACUCUCUCUCUCUCUCUCUCUCUCUCUCUCUCUCUCUCUCUCUCUCUCUCUCUCUCUCUCUCUCUCCAGUCUUCUGUCAGUAUUAGUUGUUUUAUCUUUCCUGUCUCCUCUCCUCCCCGUUUCCCCCCCCUCUCUCUCUCUCUCUCUCUCUCUCUCUCUCUCUCUCUCUCUCUCUCUCUCUCUCUCCCCAGUCUUCUGUCAUUAUUUCCACAUGUUAAUAAAUGUAGAAUCUCUAAACAAACCCUCUCUGUCUCGUUUAUUUGACACAUUUUUAAAGAUUUUAUACACACAGGAGAAAAAAUAACUGAGACAUUAGGAGGAGAGAAGUGUGACAAACUAAACGAACCUCAAAUAUAAUUCAAGGAUGGGAAUCAGACUCCUAUUGCACAGCAUUGUCACCCAUUCCAGGUUUUACUACCAGCUUGGUAAAGCAUAGGGAAGCAUUGUAAAGCACAGAGAGGUGUGGUAAAGCAUAGGGAAGCAUUGUAAAGCACAGAGAGGUCUGGUAAAGCAUAAGGAAGCAUUGUAAAGCACAGAGAGGUCUGGUAAAGCAUAGGGAAGCAUUGUAAAGCACAGAGAGGUCUGGUAAAGCAUAGGGAAGCAUUGUAAAGCACAGAGAGGUCUGGUAAAGCAUAGGGAAGCAUUGUAAAGCACAGAGAGGUCUGGUAAAGCAUAGGGAAGCAUUGUAAAGCACAGAGAGGUCUGGUAAAGCAUAGGGAAGCAUUGUAAAGCACAGAGAGGUCUGGUAAAGCAUAGGGAAGCAUUGUAAAGCACAGAGAGGUGUGGUAAAGCAUAGGGAAGCAUUGUAAAGCACAGAGAGGUCUGGUAAAGCAUAGGGAAGCAUUGUAAAGCACAGAGAGGUCUGGUAAAGCAUAGGGAAGCAUUGUAAAGCACAGAGAGGUUUGGUAAAGCAUAGGGAAGCAUUGUAAAGCACAGAGAGGUCUGGUAAAGCAUAGGGAAGCAUUGUAAAGCACAGAGGUCUGGUAAAGCAUAGGGAAGCAUUGUAAAGCACAGAGAGGUCUGGUAAAGCAUAGGGAAGCAUUGUAAAGCACAGAGAGGUCUGGUAAAGCAUAGGGAAGCAUUGUAAAGCACAGAGAGGUCUGGUAAAGCAUAGGGAAGCAUUAUAAAGCACAGAGAGGUCUGGUAAAGCAUAGGGAAGCAUUGUAAAGCACAGAGAGGUCUGGUAAAGCAUAGGGAAGCAUUGUAAAGCACAGAGAGGUCUGGUAAAGCAUAGGGAAGCAUUGUAAAGCACAGAGAGGUCUGGUAAAGCAUAGGGAAGCAUUGUAAAGCACAGAGAGGUGUGGUAAAGCAUAGGGAAGCAUUGUAAAGCACAGAGAGGUCUGGUAAAGCAUAGGGAAGCAUUGUAAAGCACAGAGAGGUCUGGUAAAGCAUAGGGAAGCAUUGUAAAGCACAGAGAGGUCUGGUAAAGCAUAGGGAAGCAUUGGAAAGCACAGAGAGGUCUGGUCAAGCAUAUGAAAAAACAGUGUAAAAGUGUCCCACAGUAAAAUAAAGAUUAAACAUGGUAAUCCGGGGUAAACGAUGGUAAAUGCAUACCAUAGCCGUACCUAAUGAGAUAAAUAAAUAUCUGAGGGCUGGGUCGCUCGUUAAAAUAUUUUGUGGAUAUUUUUUAAGAAGAGGUUUGCGUAAAAUAUUCAGGGAUAGCAAGAUAUGUAUCGAGAAAAGUCUGAAAAUCGAUUAAAAACGAACAACAAUUUAAUAUUAUAAUUCUCUCUCGACCGGCGUUUAUUUAUUUCGUUGCCAGGGGCCUGUCACGUGACUAGUUGCUACGCAACCAACCCUGCCUGUUACCUUGACAACAAACACAGCUGAGUCGAGAGCGAGAGAUAAACACGCCGUUAUUUACUUUAAGCACAUAUAAUUGAUCAAUGUAAUCUAAUUAAUCUUUUGUUUUUUCUAUCAUUAUUAUCUGAGAAAUAUCACCCGGAGAUGUUUGAGGCCUCGGAGUCAAAAAGGCACGACCUGCCGCUUACAAGCUCUGGAAUCGGGCACCGCUAUCAACCGAAGCCGCCUUGUCCAGCGGAGCGUUUACGAUCCUCCCUCCCUGCAGUUCUCCCUCCUCACCUCCAGGGGUCUCCACUUGUCUCCGCCUUAGACGAGGUCGCUAACCGUUUCCACACCACGUCGCGCACUGCGCACGACAGGAAGCGUGUGGGCGGGCCCUUAGCCCAGCCUCACCACCCCAGGGCGCUUCCUCAUUGGACGCUGAGCAGCGUUGGCGAGUUGGAGGACAGGCUGAGGGGCAGGGGGCUGGGAGGGGGGGUGCGCUGGGUCAGCGAGUUCCGGGACAAAUUCCAGGGAGAGGCCCCCCCUCCUCCCGGGAACGGGGUGACACUGAGAGCCCGUCAACGUGAACUCUACAACCAUCACAGAACCGGACCAUCGCAGACAGUAGUUGCUAGCACGUUGAAUCAGGCGCUGGCUGGACGGCCGUUCCAGGCUUCCGACCGUGGGGUCCUCGUGCUGAACGAACCCUAUCUCACCGUCACUAACAAGGACUUCAGAAAAUUCCACAGGGAUGAACUGUACGGACCAAUCAAAAGCUUCCAGACCGACUUCUUCAGCCCCACGGACCGCCCACUGGGCAGGGCUUCCAGACCUGCCCCCGCCCCUUUCCACGAGGCCACGCCCACCGGGCAAUGCUUCCCUUGUUUGGCUCUCAAAACGAUCCCGGUGCCCCACAAGGGGCUAAAGCCCCUAACCCAAGACUCGUAUUCCUCUCCUGAGCACCCCAGCAGGGUGCAGGAUCGCUACUGUCCCGUAGACACCCCCUGGGGCCUGCCGCGGCAGGGGGUGGUCCCCGAAAUCAUGGGGAUCCCCAAAAUGUACGAGACGGAGUACAGGGUGUAUGGCUCCCAACGUCCCAUAGCUGUGUGAAUUAAAAUCCAUUCUUUCACCUCUUAUUAGCUUUAUUAACAGGAUCACUGACCCCUCCCUUUAAAGGAGCGCUGACCAUCUUUAAAAUCCAUUCUCUCACCUCUUAUUAGCUUUAUUAACAGGAUCACUGGCCCCUCCCUUUAAAGGAGCGCUGACCAUCUUUAAAAUCCAUUCCCUCACCUCUUAUUAGCUUUAUUAACAGGAUCACUGGCCCCUCCCUUUAAAGGAGCGCUGACCAUCUUUAAAAUCCAUUCUCUCACCUCUUAUUAGCUUUAUUAACAGGAUCACUGGCCCCUCCCUUUAAAGGAGCGCUGACCAUCUUUAAAAUCCAUUCUCUCACCUCUUAUUAGCUUUAUUAACAGGAUCACUGACCCCUCCCUUUAAAGGAGCGCUGACCAUCUUUAAAAUCCAUUCUCUCGCCUCUUAUUAGCUUUAUUAACAGGAUCACCGACCCCUCCCUUUAAAGGAGCGCUGACCAUCUUUAAAAUCCAUUCUCUCACCUCUUAUUAGCUUUAUUAACAGGAUCACUGACCCCUCCCUUUAAAGGAGCGCUGACCAUCUUUAAAAUCCAUUCUCUCACCUCUUAUUAGCUUUAUUAACAGGAUCACUGACCCCUCCCUUUAAAGGAGCGCUGACCAUCUUUAAAAUCCAUUCUCUCACCUCUUAUUAGCUUUAUUAACAUGAUCACUGACCCCUCCCUUUAAAGGAGCGCUGACCAUCUUUAAAAUCCAUUCUCUCACCUCUUAUUAGCUUUAUUAACAGGAUCACUGACCCCUCCCUUUAAAGGAGCGCUGACCAUCUUUAAAAUCCAUUAUCUCGCCUCUUAUUAGCUUUAUUAACAGGAUCACUGACCCCUCCCUUUAAAGGAGCGCUGACCAUCUUUAAAAUCCAUUCUCUCACCUCUUAUUAGCUUUAUUAACAGGAUCCCUGGCCCCUCCCUUUAAAGGAGCGCUGACCAUCUUUAAAAUCCAUUCCCUCACCUCUUAUUAGCUUCAUUAUUAUUAUUAUUAUUAUUAUUUAUUUCUUAGCAGACGCCCUUAUCCAGGGCGACUUACAAUUGUUACAAGAUAUCACAUUAUUUUUACAUACAGUUACCCAUUUAUACAGUUGGGUUUUUACUGGAGCAAUCUAGGUAAAGUACCUUGCUCAAGGGUACAGCAACAGUGUCCCCUACCAGGGAUUGAACCCACAACCCUCCGGUCAAGAGCCCAGAGCCCUAACCACUACUCCACACUGCUGCCCAGCAGUGUUCAUUAACUGUAGAGUUAAUUGAAUUAAAAGGGUCUCAUGAAGCACACGAUCAGUUCAAUGAAGGGUCUAGUUCAGUAAUUGAGAGAUUGGUUGCAAUAUAAGCCUGCAGACACAGGGGGACCCCAGAACUGGGGUUGGGAAACACUGCCCCCUAGUGUACAGGGUUGGAGUAGGCGAUAGAGCAUCUUCAUUCAAUGCAUUAACUCCUGAGGUCAGUCCUGAAUCAAAAACAAAUGUUCACAGUGCGACUGAUUUUCUAAAAAUCUAUUAAAUAAAUGUGUUAUUUUCCAGAA